AUGGCAAUCUCUAUUGCGUUGCUGAGGUGCUUUUUCAUCCUCACCUGUCUGCAAUUGGUCAAGGCUGUUGCAGAUUGUUCCCAUGUUGCUUUGUUCCCGCAACGGCCCCCUGUUAAAUUCGACAUCAUCUUGACAGAAGGCGAUAUAUCUCCAGAUGGACAUUCGAGGAAGGGAAUUUUGACAAAUGGCCAAUUCCCUGGACCGCUGCUGGAAUUGUGCCAAGGAGAGGAUGUUGAGGUUUUUGUGUUGAACUUGCUGCCGUACUCCAUAACUAUUCACUUUCAUGGCAAGGCUCAUAAUUCCUUAUUACACACCCCAUGGUCAGAUGGUGUUCCAGGCCUUUCACAAAGAGGGAUCGAGCAGGGGACGUCUUUCAUCUACAAAUGGAAAGCAACCGAAUAUGGAAGUUACUUCUAUCAUGCACAUCAACGAGGGCAUAUUGAAGAUGGCUUGUAUGGGCCGAUUUAUGUACAUCCUGAUGAUUCCGUGGAGCGGCCUUUUGCACUGAUCACUAGUCACGGUGAUCAGCAAAAGUUAAUGCGGAAUGCGGAGGAUAAUUCGCUGUCUAUCAUACUCUCAGAUUGGCGGCAUAUGACAUCAGAACAAGUGUGGGAGGCGGAAAAAGCCACAGGACUCGAUGCAUACUGCACCAACUCGUUGCUGAUCAAUGGCAAGGGCUCGGUUUCUUGUUUAUCACCGGAUACCAUCGAUGCAUUCACAAGCGACUCGCAAAACCAAGUGCUUGCUGAGUCUCACCUAACUGAUAUCGGCUGCAUACCUCCAACCAUUAUGGCAGCCCAAGGCCCCUAUCCCCACGACUUCAGCAACAUACCAGAUGGCCUAUUCUCAGGAUGUACGCCUACAAACGGACUUGGAGGAAAAGAAAAGAUACUUGUGUAUCCACGUGCUGGCUACGUCAGUUGGAACAUUAUAUCUGCUGCUGGCGUCGCCGCAUUAUCGUUUUCAGCGGACGAGCAUCCGAUGUACGUCUAUGCUGUUGACGGCCGAUACAUCGAACCAGUGCUGGUUCACGCGGUCAACUUGGCGCCUGGACGACGGCUGUCUGUGCUUGUAAAACUUGACAAGCCACCAGGCCACUACACCAUUCGAACAGUUGUUAAUGGUUUUAACCAGAUUUUGGACACAACUGCUGUUAUGUCCUAUGUGGAUACUGUGGAUGACAUUGGCAAGGAAACAUCUACUGGAUACAUCGACAUUGCAGGGAAGAAUACCACCGCAGAUGUCACGUUCUUCGACGAAAAACUGUCAGUUCCAUUUCCGGUAGAACUGCCAGCUCAGGCGGCGGACCAAACAUUUGUUCUCAACAUCAAUCGUUUCGGAAACACCUCAUAUACGUGGUCUCUCGGCAACACCAGCUUUCCACUCGCCCUCGAAGAAGCAGCGCCGCUUCUAUUUUUCCCAGACUCGGAUGUUGCACACAGCGGCCGCACCAUCCAGACCAAAAAUGGCAGCUGGGUUGAUCUCAUUUUCCACGUCACCACACCGAUUCAGCCUGAGCAUCCGAUCCACAAGCAUUCAAACAAAUUCUUUCUCAUUGGAUAUGGACAAGGGUUAUGGAACUAUUCUUCUGUUUCUGAAGCAAUCAGAUACAUUCCCCAGAGCUUCAACUUCAACAGGCCACCGAUAUUGGACACAAUCUCAACUCUUCCUGCUGCUACCGAGCCAACUUGGAUGGCUAUACGGUAUCAAGUUAAUAACCCAGGAGCAUUUCUCAUUCAUUGUCAUAUCCAGGUCCACACCAGCGGUGGGAUGGCCCUUGCAAUCCUAGACGGGAUUGACACAUGGCCAGAGAUACCUGCGGAAUAUCGAUUGUCGUGA
Molecule: messenger RNA, 1839 nt
Organism: Penicillium egyptiacum
Lineage: Eukaryota; Fungi; Ascomycota; Eurotiomycetes; Eurotiales; Aspergillaceae
Source: the annotation of a GenBank genome assembly